AUUGGGCACUGGAAGGAGAAUCUUCAGGAAAAAAAACACAAGGCGACGAGAACCAUCAAAACAUAAACAGAAAGUACUGUGGAAAUCGCAACACUUUCUGCUUUGUUUGGCAUGCGCUUUAAGCACACGACCCUGAUGUCAAGAAAUCUAAACUGCAGACCGCCGGUUCGAGGAGCCUGAGGUUCUUGUCGGGAUUAGAAAUUGACACCGACGAUUAGGAUUUAGCUGACAGUCGGCGGGCCUACUGGAGACAAUUGAGUCACACCUGACGAAGAUUGUUAGGUUGUGCAUUUACGGUGAAGACGUUUCACGGCGCUGACACGAAGGCUGCCCUCGGUACUGAGGGACUCAGAAGACGAUGGCUGACCGCGAGGGGAAGUCCUCUAUCAGACCCGGCUCAGAAGACUCGGAUGGAAUAGGACAGAGAGACCCCCCUACUCCCCCCUCCACCACUGAUGGACACCCAGACCCAAGUGCAGAGGCCCCGCCCACACCGGUGCUGGGGGCGGGGCGGGACAGCAGCCUGGCCCUGGAGGAGGAGGACACGGACAGCAUGGACGGCAGUGGGCGCUACUCCCUGACGGAGGAGGGGGAGAGGGAGAGCGAGGGAGUGCGGGGUGGAGAGAGAGAGGGGAGGAAGAGGCGGAGGGAGCAGGAUCGGCCUGCUCACGGCUCCUCCAGUUCCGAUGAAGAUGAAGACCAGGAUGAGGAAGAGGAGGAGGAAGAGGAGGAGGAUGAGCAGGCCAUGGAGGCGUGGCUGGGGGCGGAGCUGCAGGAGCUGGGCGGGCCCGCCUGGCGGGCGGUGCCCUCCCUGCGUGCGCGGGAGAUCGGGCGGGGCGCGCAGUUUGUGAAGCGGGUGUGUGGAGCGCGGGGCCUGGUCCAGAGGCUGGAGCUGCAGGCUCGGCUGGAGAGGCACACCGGCUGCGUCAACACGCUGCACUUCAACCCGUCCGGCACCCGCCUGGCCUCCGGCAGCGACGACCUGCGCGUGGUCAUCUGGGACUGGGCCCGGCGCCGCGCAACGCUGGAGUUCCACAGCGGCCAUAAGAGCAACGUCUUUCAGGCUAAGUUCCUGCCGCACAGUGGUGAUUCUACUCUGGCUAUGUGUGCGCGAGACGGCCAGAUCAGAGUGGCUGAACUCUCUGCUACUCAGCGCUGCAAAAACACCAAGCGUGUGGCUCAGCACAAGGGUGCCGCCCACAAGCUGGCUCUGGAGCCUGAUUCCCCCUGCUCCUUCUUAUCUGCUGGUGAGGACGCCGUGGUUUUUGGCAUCGACCUGCGCCUGGAUCGGCCCGCCACUAAGCUGGUGGUGGUGAAGGAAGGAGAGAAGAAGGUGGGGCUCUACACCAUCUUUGUGAACCCAGCCAACACCCACCACUUCGCCGUGGGCGGGCGAGACCAGUAUGUCAGGGUGUAUGACCAGAGGAAGAUCAGUGAGAAUGAUAAUAACGGCGUGCUGAAGAAGUUCUGUCCGUCUCACCUGCUGUCCAGCGAGAGCAAGACCAACAUCACCUGCCUGGUGUACAGCCACGAUGGCACAGAGCUGCUGGCCAGUUACAAUGAUGAGGACAUUUACCUGUUUAACUCCCAGCACAGCGACGGGGCCGACUACUGCCGGAGGUACAAGGGCCACCGCAACAACGCCACAGUGAAGGGGGUGAACUUUUUCGGGCCCUGCAGCGAGUUUGUAGUGAGCGGCAGCGACUGCGGACACAUCUACCUGUGGGACAAGAACUCCGCUCACAUCGUCCAGUACAUGGAGGGAGACAAAGGAGGAGUGGUGAACUGCCUGGAGCCCCACCCUCACCUGCCAGGUUUGGCCACCAGUGGGCUGGACCAUGAUGUGAAACUCUGGGCCCCCACCGCCGAGACCCCCACUGCACUGAAGGGCCUGAAAGAGGUUAUGAAGAAGAACAAGCGUGAGCGUGAUGAAGAUAGCAUGAGACAUGGAGAUCAGUACGACACCCAGCUCCUCUGGUUCCUCAUGAGGCAUAUGAGGCACAGGAGAAUACAGAGGAGUCGCCGGGGAGAAGCUGGGGGAGAUGGAGACACCGAUGAGUCCUGGAGUUCAGCAGACUCCUCCGAUGAAGAGGAUGCUGGAGCUGACCAUGUGCAGUGCAUGUCCUCCUAAACACACACGCAAACACACACACUCACGCGUGCACACACACACUUGCGCGCACACAUUCAUACUCGCGCACACAUGCAAGCACACACACGUACCCUCGCACGCACACACCGACACUCACACGUACACACACACACACGCUCAUGCGCACAUUCAGUCACACACAUGCACGCACACAUUCACACUCGCGCGCACACACACACACACACACACCCCUUGAAGAUUUGACUGGCAACAUUGCUGUCUGUUAUCCAGGAACGGCGACAGAUGAAAGAGGUUGAAAAUGGAGGGAGUGAGGGAUGAAAGAGGACAGGAACCUAAUGCAGAUUGUAAACCAGCACUCCCCCCCCCACCCCCCCCCUUGUGCUGCAUGUCACCUGUUCCCUGCUUAGAGGCCUCCUUCCACCCCCCCAGAUUUAGGAGCCGCACGCAGGCACUGAAAGAGGACUGCUUCUCUGCCCAAAUUCUCAGUCUGUCCGUCUGUCCCAGUCAAAGCAAAGCCAGCCAACACAGACGGAAUGAUGGACGGAUGGAUACAUUGGAAAUGUCACAGCUUUCUUCUGCUUCUUUUGCCAUCAGAUUCUAUCCCAAAAUAAUAUUUAGAGCACUUAUUAUCAAAAGAUGACUAUUUAAAAGAAGAAAAAAAACAGUCAAAUCAAAGCAUUUUCUGACUGCAUAUUCAACUCCUUCCUUUCCUGGACCCCCCCUGCUCACUUCCUGCAAGCCUCACGCAGAAGAUACCCAAUCAGAUGUGUUCUGGCAGGGGCAGUGAGGUGCAGGUGUCAGUAUUCAGUGCACUGAUCAGCACACCGUCUCGGAGGCCCUCAUGGAUAUGCCCAGCGUGGUGCAGCAGCCGUGUGGUCUCCAUUCAGUCACUGAUCGCUCGGGUGGAGCAGCAAUGUGGUCUCCAUUCAGUCACUGAUCGCUCGGGUGGAGCAGCAAUGUGGUCUCCAUUCAGUCACUGAUCGCUCGGGAGGAGCAGCAGUGUGGUCUCCAUUCAGUCACUGAUCGCCCGGGAGGAGCAGCAGUGUGGUCUCCAUUCGGGUCACUGAUCACUCGGGUGGAGCAGCAGUGUGGUCUCCAUUCAGUCACUGAUCACUCGGGUGGAGCAGCAGUGUCAUCUCCAUUCAGUCAGUCACUGAUCGCUCGGGUGGAGCAGUGGUCUCCACGCAGAGAGAGGAGCAGUCAGGAGAUGAUUUGCACACCUGAGCUGCUCUGUCUGAACACCUGGGCAUCGUGAAUGGCUGCAGCAGGAAGCAGGAUAACUUACCAUCAGAUUCACCUUUUCCCUUUUUGUACCUGGAAUUUAGAAAUGAGACCUCUAUAUAUAUUUUUCUCUACAGCUAUAUGAGUGUAUAGUUGUAUAGAAAAAAUAGCUGUUUGACAAAGUUAGAAAAAAAUGAUUUCAGAUUGAUAUUAAUGUAAAAACGUUUAUACUGUAUUUCAUCCAAACAUACAAUGAGGAAAGGAAAAAAAAUCUUUUUGUGCAUUUGGCAUUUUGAUGACAUCCACAGUAUUGAAUCAGUCUGGGACACAACCUUGUUUCUCUCCCUUCCUUUUCUAGUUUUUUCUGUUGUUUUUGCGGCUGACCGUGUUCUGCUCUUCUGUUCUAACGUGUGAUUGGUGCAGUAAAUGAGAGAUGCUCAA
Molecule: messenger RNA, 3775 nt
Organism: Anguilla rostrata (American eel)
Lineage: Eukaryota; Metazoa; Chordata; Actinopteri; Anguilliformes; Anguillidae
Gene: dcaf8
Product: DDB1 and CUL4 associated factor 8
Exons: 14
Coding region: 359-2131 (590 amino acids)
Cellular component (GO): Cul4-RING E3 ubiquitin ligase complex; cytoplasm
Molecular function (GO): protein binding
Source: RefSeq, a predicted model, not a curated record